Messenger RNA from Nerophis lumbriciformis (worm pipefish), 7385 nucleotides. It is a transcript of the gene igsf9b, whose product is annotated as immunoglobulin superfamily, member 9b. Gene Ontology annotation, biological process: cell-cell adhesion. NCBI's taxonomy places the organism in Eukaryota, Metazoa, Chordata, Actinopteri, Syngnathiformes, Syngnathidae. Gene Ontology annotation, molecular function: protein binding. The record is from RefSeq and is a predicted model, not a curated record.
UCUACUAUCAACAUCAAGCCGAACGUGCUUUUUUCCCCCCGUUUAAACAUGCGGACACAUGCAGGCAGGUCGUGAUUAUUUCCUCUCUUAAGUCGUAUAUUUGGCCGCCAGUCAUGAUUUAAGACGCUUUCACCAUCUUUAAAUAAGGGGAAAAUACGUAAAUAAACAUUAAAAGUUUACACGGACUUUAAAAGGCGUAAUGCUGGACUAAAUGUUGAUGGAAUUCUGAUCAUUUUCUUGACUGGUCAUCUAAAGGAUUAAUUGCUUUGAGUGUUUCCUCAUUUUUGGAUGAAAAUGUGACGACUUUCCUGAAAGUAGUUUGGAAUUUUUAAAGGUUUUGAAAGUUGUUUUGCCAGAAAGAAGCAUGAACUGAAUCUGCAAAAGGAGUCUGAAGUGAGAACAUCCAUGGACUGAAACGUUCAACUUUAAGCUUCAAGUGCUAAAGUGCCUCCAGCAAGGUUGGGAGAUGUGUGAAGGAGUGUGACGGACGGCCAUGGGGCAGGAGAGACGGUGGCUUCAGGCUGUCACUACCGCUCUAGCCAUCUGUCUGCUAAGUGUGUCACAAGGUUGGUCAUUAGUGGUUCGUGGCAGAGAGGGGAGCUCUGCAGAGCUGGGUUGCAGUCUCACUCCCAAAUUCAAUGACGCCACCAGCCCAAACCUCUUCCCGUUGCAUGUGGUGGAGUGGGUGCGGCUCGGCUACAACGUUCCAAUCCUUAUCAAGUUUGGAGUGUAUGCUCCCAGAGUUCAUCCCAACUACAAGGGGCGUGUCUCUCUGUCACGGGGCGCCUCCCUGCUGGUGGAAAGGCUGACCCUGGAGGAUGAGGGCUGGUUCGAAUGCCGCAUCCUGCUCCUAGAUAGCAAAACGGACGACUUCCAAAAUGGCACAUGGACCUUCCUCUCCAUCACAGCUCCACCAGUGUUUAUCAAGAGGCCACCAACUUUUGUGGAGGUUCUUCUUGGAGACUCACUGACACUCAGCUGUGGAGCUCAUGGAAACCCUCGCCCAACUGUUGUGUGGCACAAAGACGAGAGCCCAAUUGAAAAACAUGAAAAAAUCAAAGUAUACAAUGGUAGCUUGUCGUUGGCCUCAGUCACAAGAAACAUCUCAGGAGUGUACACAUGUCACGUUUCCAAUACAGAGGGCAACCUGACACACACAACCCAGCUGCAGAUCAAAGGACCGCCAAUCAUCAUCAUCUCACCAGAAGACACCACUCUCAACAUGUCCCAGGAUGCAGUUCUACAAUGCCAGGCUGACGCUUACCCUUCUAACCUCACAUAUGAAUGGAUGAAACAAGGGCAGAAUGUUUACCAUAUUGAAUCUCUAAAGUCCAGAGUGAAGGUUUUGGUGGAUGGAACCCUUCUGAUCCCUAAUCUAAUCCCAGAAGAUGCUGGCAACUACACUUGCGUCCCAACCAAUGGGAUAUUGUCCCCACCCUCAGCCUCAGCACACCUCAAAGUGAAACACCCUGCUCGAGUUGGACGAAUGCUCAAAGAAACCUACUUGCCGUCUGGUAUGGAGGGUGUCAUUGUUUGUCCUGUCCAGGCUGAUCCUCCUGUGCUCUAUGUGAACUGGACCAAAGAUGGGAAUAAUUUGAAUCUUGACAAACUCCCAGGUUGGAUGGUGAACUCAGAGGGCUCAGUUUUUAUAGCAACAGCAAACGACAAUGCGGUGGGCAUGUACACUUGCACUGCGUAUAACAGCUACGGGACCAUGGGUCAGUCUGAGCCCACCCAGGUCAUUCUGCAGGAUCCACCCACAUUCCUAAUGCCUCCUCGGCCGGAGUAUCUUCAAGAGGUGGGCAGAGAGUUGAUCAUCCCCUGUGAAGCCAGUGGAGAUCCCGCCCCCAACAUAACAUGGAGCAAGAUUGGCCCUACUCCCCGUUCUCAGUACUACGUGUUGAGUAACGGUUCCCUCCUGCUUCAACCUCUCAGUAAAGACCACCAUGGAGGAUGGGAAUGCUUGGCCUCUAACCGUGUUGCAACUGUCAGUGCAGGCACAGUGGUCAUGGUGUUAGGCACCAGUCCUCAUGUUGUGUCUUCAGUAUCUGUCAACACAGAGAUGCACCAGGCCAAUGUAUCCUGGGUGCCUGGAUUUGAUGGCGGAUACACCCAGAGGUUCACUGUGUGGGUCAAGCAGUCAUCAAGAGGGAAACAUGAAUGGGCAUCGUUACCUGUACCCACGUCCAAGAACUACCUGCUGGUUACUGGUCUUCUGGCUGGGACUAGUUAUCAGUUCAGUGUCCUACCUCAGAAUAAACUCGGCUCUGGACCUUUCAGUGAAAUUGUUACUGUUACAACUGAAGCUCUGCCAACAGAAGCCCCAACUGUCAUCACCACUCUACCAAUACUGGAACCCCCCAUUUUCUUGUCUGCCAACCGCACCAGACGAGGUGUUCUCCUCCAAUGGUCACCUCCUGAGGCUCCGUCCUCUCCGCUGACAGGUUAUGUGCUGCAGGCUCGCCGGAAUCAGGGCCAGUGGGUCACCCUCAGCAGCAACAUCAGUGCCAAUCAGAGUGAAAUCCUAGUACAAGGGCUACUUCGUGACUCCAGUUAUGAACUGAGGCUGUUGUCCUGCAGCAACAAAGUGUUCAGUGAACCAAGUGAUUUCGUCAAUAUAUCUACCACAGGGAUGGAGAUUUACCCUCUACGCCCAAGUUUCUUGGAGCGUGUCCCCGAGCCGCUGCUGGCAGGUGUAAUCGCUGGGGUGUGCUUCCUUUUCAUGGCCAUUGUGCUAUCCUUGGUAACGGCUUGCUAUAUGAGUAACUGGAGAGAACGCCGGCGCAGGAAGAGACAAAAAGAUCUCCCAUCUGCUUUCCAGAAGAGCCCAUCUUCAGAAGCCCGAUCUCCUCCUCGCAGCCCCGACAGUGUCUUGAAGCUGAAGCUAUGUCCACCGCUUCCUUUCUUCCCCACCUCCUCCUCCCAGUAUGGCUCCUCCUUUGAUAAAGUCAGCCGAGGAGAAUACCAAGACCAGCGCAAACAACUCUUGGCUAACUCAUCUCCACCACCGCAUUACGCUCUUUUUGAGAGCCACCUGGGGUCGCAGGCCCCCUCCCCAACAGCUUUGGAGUCAAUUUCCAGAGGCCCAGAUGGACGUUUCAUAAUCCAACCCCUGAUAGAGGGUUCUAGUCCCUCUAAUAAGAAAAAUUUGAAGGACAUCUUGCUCAGCAAUGGUGGCGCAAGUAGCUCCGGAAGCAACCAGACCUCAUUCAGGGGCUCCCCAAAAUCGAGCAUCUUGAGUUCUGACAAGGACGAGAGAAAAAAAUCUCCACUUACUGUGGAUGCACCUGAACUUAGCAGGCCUUCAUCCUCCCCAGGAAGGGUUCUGGCUAUUGCUCGGAACUUGUCCCGUCAUGGCUGCUUUUACUCUGAUGAUGAACAUGGCUCAGAGAACCUAUUGGAAAGAGCAAGCUUUUAUUCAGACAACAGUGAGAAAAAGCCUAGCGAUCCCCUUAGAAGGCAUCGCAUGCCUGCUCGCACUGAGGACUUAUUCCCUGUUUUGACCAGGAGAACCUAUAUUUUAGAUAGAGAAGAAGACAGUGCACAGUCUUCAGGCUAUCAACCAAUGACCAGUCACUUGACGGACGAUAACACACAAGUCACCCAACUUGACAGUGAACUGGAAAACGAUAGCAUCCAAAAAUGCAUACAACUAGCCAAGGAGAGGGAGAAAAUGGAGCGGGAACUAGAACGCUAUACAAAUAGUCACAAAAACCAAGAUCAAAGAAAAGACAUACAAUUUACCAAGGCACAGAGCCCUCAUUGUAGCAUAUCCCAGUCUGAUGACGAACCUGUAUGGAAACCACAAGCUGUUACUCUCCGUCAAAAGCCCAGGCCCUCAGGCCACACAAGUCGCGUAGCAGACUACAGAAGAGCGUGCUACUUUGGGAGCACUAGUAGUCCCAUGGACCGACUUCCUAAGUCUCACAUACCGUGGGACAUUAGCCCUGUUACAUCGGUCACAAACAUGGUUCCAGUAAAGAGCAGCUGGGAGUCGGCCAAAAUACAGCAUUCUCAUACAUGUGAAAGAACUGCAGAUGAUUCACUGGCUGAUUCUCGAGUCACUGAGAACACGUCCCUGCCUCUGCCUUCCACUGAUGUGACCUUUGAAAAAACUCACUGUCUAGAGACACCCCUCAGAGCCAGGUCAUUGAGUCCUCAGAGAGAUUCGGAUAUGUGUACAAAGCCUAUGGCCGAAAGCCUGAGGCAAAAUAUUAGUGACAGAGGUGCUCCUUCUCGGUCCAGAAGAUCUUAUGCUUAUGGAACACAAAAUUGGGAUUCAGCUUCCAGAAGUCCUUUAGUUUGCAGUGAGAGGGCUGAAAGUCCAGCUCAACCUUCAACAUCAUACGCAACCACAAGGGGUCCCAGUCUCUUGGGUUUCCCUACAUUACCCUACGAACAUCACACAAAGUCAAAGACCAAAGACAGGGAAGGCUGUGAUGACCACCAAAGUUUAGGUUUAGAAAGAGAAAAUAUCCGAGCACGGUCCAGGAGGAGUGACAAAUGUCUUUUCUCUGAUAGUCCCAGCCCUGUGUCGAUGUUGACGCUGGUAGAAGAAGCUGAAAGGGACCAGUCCAAAUGUUCUGUCCCGAGAAUGUCAGGGUCUUUCAAGACCAAGCUUGUCGCAUCACCUCAAAUGUCAUCACUUCAGACAAGUGCAAUUCUGGAAUAUCUGAGCCUUCCGGGUUUUAUUGAGAUGAGCGUUGAUGAGCCUCUCGAACCAGCGGAAGUGUCUGACACUGCCGUACAAAGUUUGGAACGAAAGUCUGGAGAAUCCAAGGUGGCUAAGCCAGACGUAGUCCCUAAAAACUGGGAGGUUCAUGUCCAAGAAAAAGGUGAAUCAAAUAAACGGAAGGCUUGUUUUGAACCUUCACUUUCUAGAGAUAAACAUGGCUCUAGGCAUUACAACGAAAGUGAGUCUUUACUUUGUGUAAGGUUUACAGACAGCAUCAGAUCACCAUCGCCAGCUCCAGAAAAAACUAGCAAGCAGCUGUACAACGAGAAAACACAGAUUAGAGCUGAGACUAAAGUCACUGAUUCAAGACUAGGUUCUAGGCCAGCUCAUACUUUGCUCAGUGCCGCUAAAGGUAUGGUCGAUAUAGUGUCAAAACAGUCUCAGAGCUUUGGAGACAGUAGUGAAUCUUUAUCAGAGCAACCACAAAGACAAGGUUCUCAAGGCAACAGGACCAAUAACAUUGCAUCGCGAAUAAAUCAAGCCCCUGUACCGUUUCUUAAAAAAUCCUUCAGCGUUGGCCCUUGUCGAACCCUCUCAGGUAUGGGACCACCCAGACCUUUCCUUAAGAAAUCUAUCAGCUUCGGCUCCCAAAAAUGGGAGCACUUUGAGAGCCCGAGAACAUACAUCUCUGAGAGAUGUUACUGGGACGAGUUCCCAAAUCCUGAUGUCAGGGUGAAAUCUUACAGUUUAGGUCAUGCUCCUUCGUCUUCUUUUCUCAGGCCAGGUCCUUCGUGGAGGGAGUAUGUCCCUUUCAGACGUCCCAGCAUGAGCAGCUUAGAGAGAUCCCAAUGUGGGCAAAGAUCUAGUCCCUCCUACCUCACCCCUGCAAUGUACCCACCCAGAGAGAGAUCACUGUCCCCAAUGUCGGAGCCCUGCAAUCCACGAAGGCAGGCUACCGUUUUCUCUGAUUCCUCACGGUGGUCCCCCUCGUACCCAGACACACUAAGGUCUGCUCAGUACAGAUAUGUCCCCAUGCCCGCAUCUGUUCCCCCCCAUCACCAAAUGUGGCCAGGCCACAGAACCACAGAAGACAUGAGGCAGAUGGAUCCCAGGAGAGCCCCCCCGAGAUCCUACCUGCCCAGAGGCAUCAGCUGGCCCUCACCCUACUGCAUGCCUUUUCCUCAGAGGGAAGGGGACAACUACCGACCGGUAGACAGACCCAUGGGGAGGGGGGGUGAGACAGACGCUCGGGAGGUCAGAGAGGGCGGGAGGGCCAGCUACGCCAGUCAGAGCAGUGGGAGGGGUAGUGCUGGUCUCUUCCGCCAGUCGCUGUCCAUCACUCCCACGCUGCUCAGCUCCCCUGAAACCACGGAGGAGAGCGAGCGGCACAGAGCUGAGCUGGAUCUACCUGGGAGGAGAUCGAAAAGAAGGAACACGUCAGUAGAUGAGAGUUAUGAGUGGGACUCUGGAGAAGCGUGUGUGGACAUGGAAGUCCUGGAGGCCUUGAGGUUGGAUCGCUCUAAAGCAGAUUUUUGGACAGGCAGAGAGGGGCUUGUGCGCGAUCAACCCGCUGGCCUCCAGGACCAAACCCACAAAGGCCCGUCUCCCUCCGCCCGCCCACCGAUCUCCAACCCAACUCGCAGCCACUCCCUUAGCGAGGCGCGCUUCCACGCUCUCCGGCAGGAGUACCAACAGUACAGACAGGCUCAGGAGUCCAUGUGUUCCCGUGACAACGAUUCGGACUCCGACGGCAACUCGGCUCUGCUGUAGAAGCUAAACUCGGUGUGACCCCGGCAGACUACUGUGACCUUUGACAUUGGGGAAGUAGCAUCCAUCAUCUGUUACAUCUGAUAAUCCCAGCGGUUUGCUCACAUUUGUCAUCCGAUGGCCAUCUCUGUACUUUGGAUUAUGAUGCUGAGAAGGGAUUAUUUAUUUUUUGUGCAUCUGUGUUGUUUUUUUGGUUGACAAUCUGACACAGGCACUCCUGGGAACAAACUACUUCAGCUAACAACAGAGUUAAGGUGUUAAUUUUCAUGGUAAUAAUUAUUUUUACGAAAAAAAAAAAAGAAUGCUUAUGACAAUUAUUUUGUUCUGAAAUUGAAAUGUGGUACCAUGAUUUUUUUCCAAACAUUUCCCUACUUGCAUUCUAAUAUAAAUAUUGUUCUUAUCCCUUUAAGGCCACAACCUCAGGGCAGUUGAUUAGUUUUCUGAUUAGAACAAUGUAUUAUUUGCCAUAUUCCCCUCCUGUUUGCCUAAAGAAAUGUGUUUAAAUUACUGUCUAAAUGGUCAGCUAUGAUAGUUCAAAGAAAACACAUGCCUUAUUUUUAUCGUUUGUAUUUUCAAAAUUCUACUUGAUUGCCCAGCAGGAUUUCGUAAACAAGCUAAAAGUAUGUACUUUUUUAUUUUUUAACCUAUCGUUUGCUCACAUACGUUUUGUGAGGUCUAAUAUGCAAUAUGUUUACAAUUCACUGAUGUGAAGACAACACUGUGAGUGGUUCAGUCUUUUAUGAAUUAUGUUGUUAUUUACUGAUGAUGGUAUGUCACAUGACCAGCUGUUGUACUUUGAGAAGUACUAUUUUUACUCCCAGGAAGUUGUCACAGGUGGUGGCAGUGUUCAUUUCUGCUGAAAGAUUUGGAAGUUUUGUACAGAAGCAAAAGUUUUAUAUCUGGUGGUCUUGUACAUUUGUAAUGAAUAAAUUGUUUUAUUCCA